CUCCUGGUGGAACGCGAUGCACCUGUGCCGGCGGCCCGGCGCCCACGGCGCACCCGGUGGCCGGUGGCGAAGCAGAACACGAUGAAAACGCCCUGGAACUCGAGCCUCAGCAGCCCUCAGGCACGGAGAAACGCCAGAUGCGUCAGGGCACGAAUCCUAAAGCGUAUCCAAGCCGUGCAGUUUGUGGGGGGCACAGCUGCACUGACCUGGAGGCUCCUCUCAUCUCACGAGUCACAGACACACUUGGCCGGCCCUCUCUACCUCUGCAAUACCAACGCUGUCGACCCCAAGCGCCGCCGCCGCCAGCGCCCGACCCCAGGACCCAACACCGCGCCGCCGCGACGCUCGACUUCAGCGCCGCGCCGCCCACGGCCGCUGUGUGGCGCCACUCCAGGUCCAGCGCCGCGCCCCCCAGCCGCUGCGGCGCUGCGUCCGCAGCUCCCGGCUCGGCGGCGCCUCUUCGUUGAUGGAUUGUUCCACCCGGUUCCUCAUCGGAAACCCGUCGCCGGCUGCCUCCCACUUUUCCGGCGAGAGGCGGAGUCCAGCGGACAGGGUAUUUCUCCGGACCAUGGCGUCGGCGGCCCCGGUGGAGGAGCCCACGGCGGCAGCCAGAGCGAAGGGGCGGCCGACCGGUGACUCCUUCAUCCGGCGCCACCUCAGGACCCUCGCCCCGUAUCAGCCCAUCCUUCCUUUCGAGGUGUUAUCAGCUCGGCUUGGGCGUAGACCAGAGGACAUAAUCAAGUUGGAUGCAAAUGAGAAUCCAUAUGGUCCACCCCCGGAGGUCGCUGCAGCGUUAGGUAGCCUCAAGUUUCCCUAUGUGUACCCUGAUCCUGAAAGCCGCCACUUGCGUGCUGCUCUUGCUGAAGAUUCUGGACUUGAAUCUGAGUACAUACUUGCUGGAUGUGGUGCAGAUGAGCUAAUUGAUUUAAUUAUGAGAUGUGUGCUCGAACCAGGUGACAAAAUUGUUGAUUGCCCUCCAACAUUCACAAUGUAUGAGUUUGAUGCUUCAGUCAAUGGUGCACUUGUUAUCAAGGUUCCAAGACUGCCUGAUUUUUCCCUAGACGUUGAUCGUAUUGUCGAAGUUGUUGAACAGGAAAAGCCAAAAUGCAUAUUCCUGACAUCCCCAAAUAAUCCAGACGGCAGUGUAAUAAACGAUGAGGAUCUUUUAAAGAUACUGGAUCUUCCGAUACUUGUAGUGCUGGAUGAAGCUUAUAUUGAGUUUUCAAUCCUAAAGUCAAAGAUGGCAUGGGUUAAGAAGCAUGAUAAUUUGAUUAUUCUCCGAACAUUUAGCAAACGAGCAGGUUUGGCUGGUCUUCGUGUGGGUUAUGGUGCAUUUCCUCUGAGCAUUAUUGAGUAUUUGUGGCGGGCCAAGCAGCCGUACAAUGUUUCUGUGGCUGCAGAAGUUUCAGCAUGUGCAGCAUUGCAGAAUCCAACCUAUUUGGAGAAUGUGAAAAAUUUACUGGUACAAGAGAGGGAGAGGUUGUUUAAUCUUCUCGAAGGAAUACCAUUCCUGAAACCGUUUCCCAGUCAUUCUAACUUCAUUCUCUGUGAGGUCACAUCAGGAAAGGAUGCAAAGAAAAUAAAGGAAGACCUUGCAAAGAUGGGAGUGAUGAUCCGCCACUAUGACAAGAAGGAACUGAAAGGGUAUAUCCGUAUCUCAGUUGGGAAACCUGAGCACACUGAUGCAUUAAUGAAAGGCCUGAAUGCACUUCAAUUGUGAGCUUUUGCACACCAUCACAUUAAUGUAAACAUUGGAGUACUUAGAUAUGUAUCUGUCAGGUUGAAUGCAGUCUAUAACAGGAGAUUGCAUCAUUCCAACGACUGUGAAGCUCAAACAGACAAACAGACAAGGGUCAACUGGGUUUCACUAUCCUUUUGUUUAACAAGUUGAAGUCUGGUUUUUUUAUUCAGCGACAUAACAGCUAUUCUCAAGAUUAUCGUGUUCAGAAGAAGUGCAGCAGUUGAA
Molecule: messenger RNA, 1966 nt
Organism: Sorghum bicolor (sorghum)
Lineage: Eukaryota; Viridiplantae; Streptophyta; Magnoliopsida; Poales; Poaceae
Product: histidinol-phosphate aminotransferase, chloroplastic
Exons: 9
Coding region: 467-1720 (417 amino acids)
Biological process (GO): L-histidine biosynthetic process
Molecular function (GO): L-histidinol-phosphate:2-oxoglutarate transaminase activity; pyridoxal phosphate binding
Source: RefSeq, a predicted model, not a curated record